Molecule: messenger RNA, 747 nt
Organism: Hepatospora eriocheir
Lineage: Eukaryota; Fungi; Microsporidia; Hepatosporidae
Source: the annotation of a GenBank genome assembly
AUGUUUAGUAACAAUGAAUCUUUUACAGAUACAAUAAAUGGUGGUUAUGAAUACUUAAGAUUGGUGUUAAAAUUAGAUUCGUUUAGUGAGAAAAAAGAAGAUAAACUAAAUUUAUACAAAAGGACCUUCGUAAAAACAAUUAAUAACAUGGCGGGUGAUUUGAAAAUAAAAAAGGAAAGUGAUAAAGAAAAUGAAAUUAGUAACGUAAUUAAAAAGUGUAAUGAAAUACCAGAAGAUAUUGAACAAAGACAAGGGUUUUUAAAAGAAUUAGCCGAGUCAUUGACUAUGAAAUCAGUUAAAGAAACGCAAGGAAAUCUUUUUUUAUUAGGUAUUUUCACAAUUAUUUCAGGUUUAAUUAUUUAUUUUAUAAAGAAUUAUUUGUGGUUCAUUUUAUUUGGAUUUUCAGUGCUUUUAUCACUUCACAUUGUUAGUGAAAUAAGUUUAGUGAGUAAUUUGAGUAUUUUUAUAAAAACAGGAAUUUGUUUAUUAACAGCGAUUAUAAUAAGCUUUGUAAUUGUAUUGACUGAGAGUUUAUUUGUUAAAAUUAUCAACAGUGUUAUCACAAGUUUAAUAUUAACCAUAAUGUGGUUUAUAAGCUUAAAGUUUGAUAAAGAAAUUCUUGAUAUGAUAAACAAUAUAAUGAAUUUUACUCAAAUCGGAGAUUUAAAUAAUUCUGAUGUGAAAUUUAUUAUGUUUUUAGUGUGUUUAACAUCAAUAAGCUUAUUCUUUGAAUUUAUGAAGAAAUGA